ACCACUACGACAGCAACAACAACCACUCCACCAACAACCACAACCAUGGCUUCAACCACUACAUCUACUGCCCCCACAACAACUGUCCCAACAACAACAAUUACAACAUCAACAACCACUAUUGCAGAAACAACUGCUCCACCAACAACCACAACUAUGGCUUCAACCACUACAUCUACUGGCCCCACAACAACUACAGCACCAACAACCAGCACUGCUGCAACAACUGCUCCACCAACAACUACUACUGAGGUAACAGCAACCACAACUGCUCCACCAACAACCACAACUAUGGCUUCAACCACUACAUCUACUGCCCCAACAACAACUGCAGCACCAACAACCACUACUGCAGCAACAACAACUACAACUGCUGCACCAACAACCACAACUAUGGCUUCAACCACUACAUCUACUGCCCCCACAACAACUGUCCCAACAACAACUGCAACAUCGACAACCACUACUACAGCAACAACUGCUCCACCAUCAACCACAACCAUGGCUUCAACCACUACAUCUACUGCCCCAAAAACAACUGCCACCAAGAACCACUAUUGCAGCAACAACAACCACAACUGCUACACCAGCAACCACAACCAUGGCUUCAACCACUACAUCUACUGUCCCCACAACAACUAA
Molecule: messenger RNA, 642 nt
Organism: Fundulus heteroclitus (mummichog)
Lineage: Eukaryota; Metazoa; Chordata; Actinopteri; Cyprinodontiformes; Fundulidae
Product: hepatitis A virus cellular receptor 1-like
Exons: 2
Source: RefSeq, a predicted model, not a curated record